This is a messenger RNA of Cetraspora pellucida, 1313 nucleotides long. The record is from the annotation of a GenBank genome assembly. Lineage: Eukaryota; Fungi; Glomeromycota; Glomeromycetes; Diversisporales; Gigasporaceae.
AAAAAUACUUCCCUACUGAAGCCAGGAUGAAUAAGGACCAGUUGAAAGAACUCCUGGACGGCUUAACCACUUCUUUUGCUCAGACCCAAGAAAAAGGUUACCAAAAGAAGCUGAAGGAGGAACUGGGUAACCUAUCCCAAAAAAUCGAGCAAAUUGCAUUAAAUUAUGCUACCCUUAAUGAACAGCAUACCAAAGAGUCGCGUGGACGGACGAUCGAGGUGCCCAUCUCCCACACUGGUACGGAAAGCCUAAAAGAACCUCAGAAGGAUGAUUGGGAGAAAGGUAGUGGCGAUACUUUCGAUGAGUUUACUUAUGAGGACGAAGAAUUAGAUGAGAUCGAUGGAUAUUAUACUGUGGAAUCUUCUGACGACGAAAUCGACCUUUAUAGUAACCCGUGGAAGGACGAGGUCAGCCCAACAAUAUAUUUGACGAUAGUGAAAGAGGUACCCAUCCAAAAGAACAAGGAAGAAACCAAACCUACUUUGAAAGAACAGUUAGAAAAAUUCGUACAAACAGACACAUUGAAUAGCAGAGAAAAGGAAGAGGCUCGCACUUUCUUUAAGAAAGAAGGCUGUUUACUUACCAUCAGCCUUGACAAAUUAGGGACAACCAGCCUGGUAACCCACCAUAUAGAUACCGGCGACGCCAAGCCUAUCAAGCAACAUUUCUAUAGGACGUCACCCGACGAGCAAGAGUUCUUGGAUGAGGAGUUGGAGUCAUUGGAAAGACAGGGAUUAGGUGCAGUGUUACACCGGGCUGGUAAGAUGCACAAUGACACCGAUGCACUUUCACGACAGCACGAUCCUCAGGAAGUCGGUAGUAAUAGGGUGGAAGCAGAUGUUAGUACGCAGAAAUGCAGGAAAUGGUUACUCUCACUAGCGGAAUGUGAUGCUGAGGAAUGUUAUCGAAGACGUAGAUUAACUGCUCACAAUGACUAUGAUGAAUGGGACGAUAGUGAAUGUAUUGACAACGAAACAGAGGCAUGGUGGGAUCUCAACGAAGAGUUCGAAACAUACCUGAUGGUGGAAGAAGCUCCCGACAAAGAAGAAAAAGAUAUAAAGUUAGAAGAAUACGUAGAUUCGAGAGGUAAUCCAUCAGAACGUGCAGCCUCUGUUAAUGGGCAUGAACUUGGGAGCCACGGCGCUACCCCGAUGGAGUUCCAAAAGUUGACAAUGGGAAUCGAUUUAGGAUACACUGAGCCUUUGGAUGAAGGUGCAAUCAAUGCCGAUAGGGAGAUACAAUUAAGGAGAAAUGACAGACCUAUAAUAGUAAAACCACUCAAGCUCAAUAGCGAGCCCUCGAGGCUCAACUAG